Messenger RNA from Lolium rigidum, 1446 nucleotides. RefSeq names its product protein kinase PINOID-like. The transcript has a single exon. The record is from RefSeq and is a predicted model, not a curated record. Gene Ontology annotation, molecular function: ATP binding; protein serine/threonine kinase activity. Gene Ontology annotation, biological process: protein phosphorylation. Gene Ontology annotation, cellular component: plasma membrane; nucleus; cytoplasm. The coding region runs from base 58 to 1446 and encodes 462 amino acids. Lineage: Eukaryota; Viridiplantae; Streptophyta; Magnoliopsida; Poales; Poaceae.
ACCAGCAGAGAGAUCUCAUCUAUCCAAGCCAGCAAGAGCAACCGCGAGCCCUAUAUAAUGGCCGCUCCCACCGUCUCUUCUUCAUCGACCCCUCCCAAACCUCCGAACGCCGCCAUGCUCCAGCCGGCGCCGUACCUUCCCGACAUGGCAGCGCCCAACUCAAACUCCAGCGUCAGCUCCGCGAGCAGCAGCAGCACGGCCAGUGUCGCUGGCCGCUCCUCCACCUUCUCCGUCGACUCGGCCGUCGCCACGCCAACCUCCUCCCCGCCGCGCCCGCAUCGCGCGGGCGACUUGGCGUGGGAGGCCAUCCGUGCCGCCGCGGCGCCGCUCGGCCCGCGGGACUUCACCCUCGUCCGCCGCGUCGGCGCGGGGGACAUCGGCACCGUCUACCUCUGCCGCCUCGAGGCCGAGGGGAACCAGUCGUGCGCCUACGCCAUGAAGGUGGUGGACCGCCGCGCGCUCGCCAAGAAGGGCAAGCUCGGCCGCGCCGCCGCCGAGAAGCGCGUCCUGCGGCGGCUCGACCACCCGUUCCUUCCCACCAUGUUCGCGGACUUCGACGCCGGCACCGACUACUCCUGCAUCGUCAUGGAGUUCUGCCCCGGCGGGGACCUCCACUCCCUCCGCCACCGGAUGCCCGGGAGACGGUUCCCGCUCGCCUCCGCCCGGUUCUACGCCGCCGAGGUGCUCCUCGCGCUGGAAUACCUGCACAUGAUGGGCAUCGUGUACCGCGACCUCAAGCCGGAGAACGUGCUCAUACGCGGCGACGGCCACAUCAUGCUCACCGACUUCGACCUCUCGCUCGAGUCCACGGCCUCCCCGUCGCUCGAGGAGGAAAGGAACGUCGCAGGGGACGACGACGGCGACGACGCGACGGCGUCGAUCCCGACGUGCUUCCCCGAGGUGCACCUCCUCCGGCUGAUGAAAUGGAGACGUCGGGCGGCGCCGCGUCCGCGACCUCGGCCGCGGUUCGUGGCGGAGCCGGUGGACGCGCGGUCCAGCUCGUUCGUGGGCACGCACGAGUACGUGGCGCCGGAGGUGGCGAGCGGCGGCGGGCACGGCGCGUCGGUGGACUGGUGGGCGUACGGCGUGUUCCUGUACGAGCUCCUCUACGGGCGCACCCCGUUCGUGGGCGCCACCAACGAGGCCACGCUCCGCAACAUCGUGCGCGCGCCGCUGGAGUGCCCGCCGCUGCCCGCGGCCACGGCGUCGCACGGGGACGCCGCGGCGGCGCGGGACCUGAUCGCGCGGCUCCUGGACAAGGACCCCAAGGCGCGGCUCGGGUCCCGGCGCGGCGCCGCCGACGUGAAGGCGCACCCGUUCUUCAGGGGCCUCAACUUCGCGCUGCUCAGGUCGUCGGCCCCGCCCGUCGUGCCGCCGCGGGCCGCGCUGCACCUGCAGUGCGGCAAGGCGUCGCCGGACGUGCACAACCUGUUCGAUCAGUUCUGA